This is a messenger RNA of Ascoidea rubescens DSM 1968, 1545 nucleotides long. It is a transcript of the gene SMA2, whose product is annotated as Sma2p. The transcript has a single exon. Lineage: Eukaryota; Fungi; Ascomycota; Saccharomycetes; Ascoideales; Ascoideaceae. The coding region runs from base 1 to 1545 and encodes 514 amino acids. The record is from RefSeq and is a predicted model, not a curated record.
AUGAAUAGCAGUUCCUUUUCAGGAGCAAUAUUAAAUUAUUGGUACCACAUCGAUGAACAAUCAGGCACUCAUACAAAUGCUUCAAUUAAAACAAACGAUACCGCAACCUCAAAAUUAAGCAAAUUUAGAAAAAACAGCCUUCAAAAUGAUGAAUCAUCUAAUAUCAACAAUAAUGAUUUUGAGCUUUAUAAUAGUUUUUACAGUAACAAUAUUACUACAAGUAAUUUUGAUAAAUGCGACUCUAGAAUCCAAGAAGAUGAAAAUCAUACUCCAGUUGAAAAUGCUACCAAAAAAAAAAAAAAAAAAAAUCUAAAAAAAUUAAAAUCAUUUGUAUUUUUAAAAACAAAAAAUAUCAGUCUAAAAAAAAUAUUUUUUCUAAAUCUGUUAAACACAAGUAUAUUACUUGUCAUCCAAAUUUUGUUACUAUUUGCCUUUAACACUUGCAAUGAUACUUUUUUAGUUAAUCGAAGAUGCUUACCACAAUUCAGGUUUGAAUUUAUUGAUCAAACUAAUUUUGCAAAAGACGUAUUGGCUUCUGCAAGGGACGUCUUUAAAGCUGUCACUUUUUUGGCAAAUGAUAUGUCCGAUAUUGAUUUAAACAAUAAUUAUAACUUUGAUAAUGAACACAUUAGUCUAAUUGAUUUUGGAAAUAACACAGAUGCAAAUAUUCUUGAAUACUAUAAUACUAAAGAAAAAAACCUCAAAAAAUCAGAUAAACCCAAAUCAGAUAUUGAUACAUUUAGCACAGACAAUCAAUACGAAAUUAGCUUUUUAAGCUACUGCAGGAAGAAAAAAAUCAAUACUGAAGCCGGUAGAAAUAUUUUUAAAAAUUCAAAAAAUGACAAAUUUUGUACCGAUUCUUCCAGUGGUGUUGAUAUUGUUUCUACCUUAAUUAGGGACUCUGGAAUACAAAUCGGUGAAAUAACAAAAAAUGAUGAUUUAAAACUAAUGGGGGAUUCUUUCGUUUUGGUUUAUGAAAUCUCCUUAAUGAAUGCUAAGAAAUUGAAAAAAUUAAAAAAUAAUAAUUUGAAAAUUGAAGCUGAUGAUACAGAAAAAUCAAAUUUAGAUGAUGAUAAAAUGAUUUUAGAAGAGGGAGUAUCUAAAGCUUUAUUGUUGAGAAAAAUCAGCAGAAUACUACCUAAAUUACUUGAACUUCAGUUUUUCAUAAUAGUUUUGAGCAUGCUUAUUUCGUUUACUUACUUGGUUAUUAUUUUUUUUAAUCUAAAAGUUUUUAAUAAGGAUUUAAAUCAGAAUGAACUCGAUGAAAAAGUAGAAAAACAACAUGGUAGAAUAAUAAAACUAUUCAUGGGUAAUCGAAUCAAAGCUCUAAAACUAUACUUUAUAGCAAGCUUGGUAAUUACAGCGAUAAAUUUUGCUGUUGCUAUAACACUAUUUGAAUAUAUCAGAAAGUUGAGCCUUUUAUUGAAAGAUAAAAUAGGUCUCGCAAUAAUCAAACCUGGCGAAGGAUAUUUUCUUGUUUGGGGUUCUUUCUCGGUUAGUUUUUCAUUAUUUUUUAUGUUUUUAUUUUUUUUAUUUAUUAAAUGA